Plasmodium malariae is the source of this 909-nucleotide messenger RNA. RefSeq names its product fam-l protein. The transcript has 2 exons. NCBI's taxonomy places the organism in Eukaryota, Apicomplexa, Aconoidasida, Haemosporida, Plasmodiidae. The record is from RefSeq and is a predicted model, not a curated record. Bases 1 to 909 code for a protein of 302 amino acids.
AUGAAGCAAAAAAUUAAUAUUUUAUUAUUUAUUAAAUUUACUACGUUUAUCCUUUUAUGUUGUAUAUGUCAUUUUUACAUUCAUGUGGUAUAUUAUUAUUAUUUAAGUACUCUUAAGCUAUUGUUAGAGGAAAAUUGCAAUAAUUGUAAAAAAUUUCCUGCAAGAAAUUAUCGUUUACUGUCAAAAUACAAGAAGAAUUGUGAUUCAAAUGCUUUAUGUUUAAAAGAGGAAUUGCCAACUAAAGGAUUUUCCCCCCCAAAUGAUAUAUCUACUAAUAAGAAGGAUAAAUUAGAAAAAAACAAAAAAAAAAAUGGAUGUUCAUCAAUGAUUGUAGGAGAUUAUAAACCAGAUGUGAAAAACAAAACUUGUAUAUUUGAAACGAAAGAAUAUUCCAAUUUAGAAAAAAAAAUAUUCAAGGAACUUGAUUAUACGAAUUUUCUUAAAAAUAACAGGACUAUUAGCAAUAAGGUUUACAGAAAAUUAAUAUGUAAAAAAUAUGGAUUACGCAUUAUUUUACCUGUAUUAUUCUUUUUGUUUUUAUUAAUAAUAUUUAUAUUAGAAGUAGCACUGGGAUAUGUAGGAAAAACUAGUUUAUUGUAUGUAUUAGGUUUAAACAAGGUUAAUUUAACAUCCUUGUCCAGCCAAGAACCAUGGAAAUACAUUAUAGAAGCGUUGAAAAAGACAGAUUUCCUUAAGCACGCUAUAGAAACUGGAGUUUCCCCCCAGAGAGUAUGUGAACUUUGUAUUAGUGCAACAGAAGUUAGUGAUAUCUGUAUUUUAGGACAAUUUUUUCGCAUUUUAAUAUAUUUUGUACCUUUCAUUAUAAUGAGCAUAACCAUAAUAUCACGAAUUAUUUAUUACCAUAAAAAAGUUAAAAAAUAUGAAAAAAUUAAAUUAAGGAAAAGAUAA